Molecule: messenger RNA, 909 nt
Organism: Paramecium pentaurelia
Lineage: Eukaryota; Ciliophora; Oligohymenophorea; Peniculida; Parameciidae
Source: the annotation of a GenBank genome assembly
AUGAAUUUUGUAUUCAGUUAGCAAAAUGAUUUGUCUCUCAAUAAAGAUGGCAUAAACAAAAAAAUAAAGAAGAUAAAGUCUAAAGUAAAAAAGUAGAAGUUAACAAAUCAUUACAAUAAUUCUCUUUCUUCCAAAGAUGAAGCUAAAUAUAUUUUUGAGCUAACUUCCUCUAAAAAUGAAUAGAAAUAUUAACAAAUAGAUCAUUCUAGACCAACCAUAAUGAGUUAUUUGCACAAAGAUGUAUUCAGCAAUCUUUUCAAAAUUAUUUCUAUACAACAAUAGAAACAAGAAAUCAUAGUAAAAUGUCUACCUUUUAAGGAAACAAAUUUAUUAGAUAUCAAGAAAGACUUUCCUUUUUACAUUAAUUUAGAUGAGAUUUCAACUAAUAUUUCAAGUUUUGACUCACAAAGAACUUUAGAAUGUAAAAAAUAGAAAGAUGUUCCUUAAGAAAAAUAUGAAUUCAUCUUAAAUCCUAAGCAAGAUAUUAUAGGCUGUAAUCGUAUAGUCAACAAUUCUUGGCUCAAAAUGUUUGGGAUCAAUUAAGACAUGAUGAUUCAUAACUUAUUAAGGAAUCAGUCAUUUCCAUUUGGAUGGGACUUGGAAAAUUAAUUUAUAUAAAAUUAGAUAUCAAAUAUAUAUUCUAAUUAAAAGUUGAGAGUUUAGCUAGUUUGUUAUAAUGGUUAGAAAUUCAAUGCUCAGAUUCAAGUGAAAGCAGAAAUUGAAACUAAUACAAAAAAACAAUUUGUAUAACGAUAUACAAUUUAAUACUUUAUUAAUAGAGAGUAAUUGAGUUUAUCAAAAGUUGAAUAGAAUUUCAGAGUCUAUUUUGAAUUAAAAGACCUAUCUUAAGAGUUGUUAGAUAAAUUUAUUGAAAAAACCAAUAAACAUUGUCAAAUAAAGAAAUUAUGA